This is a messenger RNA of Pseudophryne corroboree (corroboree frog), 1739 nucleotides long. RefSeq names its product ADP ribosylation factor like GTPase 5C (gene ARL5C). Lineage: Eukaryota; Metazoa; Chordata; Amphibia; Anura; Myobatrachidae. The transcript has 6 exons. The record is from RefSeq and is a predicted model, not a curated record. Gene Ontology annotation, biological process: protein localization to Golgi membrane; intracellular protein transport; vesicle-mediated transport. Gene Ontology annotation, molecular function: GTP binding; GTPase activity. Gene Ontology annotation, cellular component: cytoplasm; trans-Golgi network. Bases 141 to 680 code for a protein of 179 amino acids.
CUUUCGUGACGUCAUUGCGAUUUAAAUGCAGCUUGAGAGCCGCUGUUGCAAGUCAGUGUUAUUCUUCUUUUGUCGUCCGCUCUCUGGGAGUCCACUACUACGCCUAUGUGGCCGUCCUACCCCGUCACCUAUACAUAACAAUGGGGCAGCUCUUCACCAAACUCAUGAGCAUUUUCGGCAACAAGGAACACAAGGUAAUCAUUGUUGGACUGGACAAUGCUGGGAAGACCACCAUCCUGUAUCAGUUUCUUAUGAAUGAGGUGGUUCACACCGCACCAACGAUUGGCAGCAAUGUUGAGGAAAUUGUCCUGCGGAACACUCACUUCCUGAUGUGGGACAUAGGAGGUCAGGAGACUCUAAGAGCCACAUGGAACAGUUACUACUCCAACACAGAGUUUGUAAUUCUGGUGAUCGAUAGCACUGAUCGAGAACGGCUGCCAGAGACACGGGACGAGCUGUAUAAGAUGUUGGCACACGAGGAUCUACAAAAUGCAGCAGUUUUAAUCUUUGCCAACAAGCAAGAUGUAAAGGACUCCAUGACUGCUUCAGAGAUUUCUGCUUUGCUGGCACUUAGUGCCAUAAAAGACAGAGCCUGGCACAUUCAGGGUUGCUGUGCUCUCACUGGAGAAGGGUUACAUGCUGGUCUGGACUGGUUGAAGUCUCGAGUCACUGCUAACUGACUGUGCUGGACCUUCUAUUAUGUGUGUGCUGGACACUUGCAUACUUUUAUACAUAUCACUUCUUUUUUAUAUGGUCUUUCUUAUAUUCAGCAAGAACUGAUGAAGUUAUGGACUAAACUAAAUGAGCUGUGGGUGGCUCUGGAAAGCAUGCUGCUGAACGCAUCCCGCUGAGGGUGCAUGAAAUGGUCUGUCAUUUGCAAGACUUCCAAGUGGAUUUCAUUUCAUGAUUUCAUGCUGUGAUCUUGAUCUAUAUGACCGGACAGAAGAAUCUAUUUUUUUUUUAGGGUCACCGUAUUUAAUCUGUGAACUCUGUGUUGAAGCCAUGCAUCUUGUUACAUCACCUCUAACUUGGGAAAGUUAUGCAGCUCACAGUGUUAUGGCUGCUUUCAGCGCUGAACGUUGUCAUUUUGUCACAUGUAUAGUUUUGUAAUUCCAGUAUUUCUACCUCAGCUUUUUCUUACAGUGUUUUGGUUUCAUUGCGCAGUCUGCUACAAAGAGGAAGAGACCUUUUUAAUGUGGGUCAUAUGAGAGCACCCACAGCUGUGGUGUGUGUGUGUGUGUGUGUGUGUUUUUUUUUUUUUUUUUGGUUUUUUUUUUUUUGUUUUUUUUUGCAACUCAACAGGGAAAGAUAGUUUAAGACAUAUUUUUAACCCUUUCAUGUGACAAAUUUUUAUCUUUACCUUUCUUUGGUUAAGGUCGGUAAUGCAGCCUUAAGCAGCGCAGACCACUUAGAGAGGGAAGUUAAAUUGCACUUUAGCAAAACUGUGUAUAUAUAUAUAUAUUCCCCCAUUUAAAGGUUAUUUAUAUUUUUGAAAUGUCUGCUUGAAAAAGCGUUUUUAUAUAUAUCUUUGUAUUAACCCAAUAUGCAGAUUACAGCUCAGAGAGUCUGUGGCUAGAGUAAGUUCAAUGGUAUGAAGAUGUUUCAUUGGUGCUAUAAACCUCUGUGAGGGGUAACUGUGUACAUAGUAUUAACCCUUUCUCUGCCUGCUUGUGCAGGGUGCUGGCAUUGUCUGUACAUCAGGCCUCAGUCUGGGAACAUUAAACUAUUCUUACACCAUC